This is a messenger RNA of Manihot esculenta (cassava), 1232 nucleotides long. RefSeq names its product 50S ribosomal protein L15. Gene Ontology annotation, biological process: translation. The record is from RefSeq and is a predicted model, not a curated record. The transcript is spliced from 4 exons. Lineage: Eukaryota; Viridiplantae; Streptophyta; Magnoliopsida; Malpighiales; Euphorbiaceae. Gene Ontology annotation, molecular function: structural constituent of ribosome. Bases 166 to 1008 code for a protein of 280 amino acids. Gene Ontology annotation, cellular component: mitochondrial large ribosomal subunit.
CUAAAAUUUGAGGCUUCCAAUCUCAAGAAAAGAGACUGCGUUCUCUUCCUCUACAGGGGCAGCUUAAACCCAGAACGAAGAAUCCUGAGAUCCCAAAAUCAUAACUGCUCGCUAGUGGCGAAAACCCUAAGAAAACCUGAAACCAUUUCGUUGCAUCCCCCAAAAAUGUUCCGAAGAAGAUUGCUUUCUUCGCUGCUGUCGUCAAGCUCAAUCCUCAACCCCAAAAUCAGCGCAAAACCCGUUUCGCACAUCCCUAUACCACCAUUUCAGUCACUUCAGUCUCUACAAUGCCCAAAUUCUAGCAAUUACAGUUCUAAUGGGGCAUUUUCUGUUGUGGGUAUUCGGGCUUAUAGCUUGUUGAGUUUAAAUGAUUUAAGAGACAAGGUGCCAAGGAAGCAGAAGACAAGGAAAGGACGUGGGAUUGGGUCAGGGAAGGGAAAGACUGCAGGGAGAGGUCAUAAGGGUCAGAAGGCUCGAGGAACUAUGAAGUUUGGCUUUGAAGGUGGCCAGACACCCAUGCGCCGCCGGUUGCCAAAAAGAGGAUUUAAGAACCCAUUUAGCCUAACUUUUCAGCCUGUAGGGUUGGGAAAGAUUGCAAAACUUAUAAAUGAGGGGAAGAUAGAUUCACAUGAAUUAAUCACAAUGAAAACUCUCAAGGAUACUGGGGCCAUAGGAAAGCAGAUAAAAGAUGGAGUAAGAUUGAUGGGUCGUGGUGCUGAUCAGAUUAAGUGGCCUAUCCAUCUAGAGGUGUCAAGAGUGACAGUUAGAGCAAAGCAAGCAGUUGAAGCUGCUGGAGGAUCUGUGAGACGAGUGCAUUACAACAAAUUGGGCUUCCGGGCAUUGCUGAAACCUGAGUGGUUCGAAAAGAAAGGCAGGCUGUUGCCAAAACCAGCCAGGCCUCCACCGAAGCUGAAGGAUAAAGUUGACAGCAUUGGCCGCUUGCCUGCUCCAACCAAACCUAUUCCAUUUUAUGCUGAAGAAAAAGAAGCAGCUCCUACUGCUGCCUAGUUUACCAUUUAGUCAUAGUUAUUUAACAACUUGUAUUUUGAUUACAAAUCACCAUAUAAGAGAUUUUGGUUUAUGAAAUUUUUCUCGCAGGUCAUUUUCUCAUUCUGUUCAUCAAUUUCGCUGUUAGGAACAAGUGAAUUUUGUGAGGUUAUGUCUUUGGGCUUCAUUAUAAAGAAAUAACAUUUGAGAAGUUCUAUCCAAAAUUUAAUCAGCUACUUCAAUCA